Messenger RNA from Solea solea (common sole), 1778 nucleotides. It is a transcript of the gene cant1a, whose product is annotated as calcium activated nucleotidase 1a. Gene Ontology annotation, biological process: proteoglycan biosynthetic process. Gene Ontology annotation, molecular function: GDP phosphatase activity; calcium ion binding; UDP phosphatase activity. The transcript is spliced from 4 exons. The record is from RefSeq and is a predicted model, not a curated record. Bases 176 to 1444 code for a protein of 422 amino acids. Lineage: Eukaryota; Metazoa; Chordata; Actinopteri; Pleuronectiformes; Soleidae.
AAACAGAGUCACGGCCCCAGCUUUCAUGUCAACACCUAUUCAACCUGCAGAAUGUGAGGCUUUUCUUCUGCACUGCAUGCACAAGGAGGAGGAACAACGUCCUCCUAAUCUUUGUUAGUUCACUGUUCAGGAGUUAAAUGACAGCUGAGUGAACGGUGCUGGCCUUCAGCAAGAUAUGCCCCUUUGGACUGAGUCAUAUUCCACCAGUCUAGGUCACACCAGGCCUCCGUCUUUGAUGCCUGCAACCCCAGGCAGCCCUCGACAGGAGCAUGAGCCCAUGAACCCCCUUCGUAUUUCUGUCGGUGGCCUCCCCAUCCUGGCCUCCAUGGCUAAUGCCACGGACCCCCGUUUCCGCCUGAAGUGGAGGCCCAUCGCGGCCGUGGCACUCGCCCUGCUCCUGCUCCUGCUGCUCUUCAUGCACUUGAGUUCAGGCCUUCACUUUCGCUCCCACAACGUGAGAUCCCCUCACGUCGAGACCUGGCCGAUGGAGUCGCACUACAACAACACCUACCCUCUCAGUACACCCGAGCACACGUCACAGGGCACCCGCUAUCGCAUCGGGGUCAUUGCCGACCUGGACACCAACUCUAAAAGUGACAAGAAGCUGACGUGGUACAGCUACAUGCGGCGCGGUUACCUGCUGGUGUCUGCGAGCGGUGACAAGGUGGCCGUUGACUGGGAUGAAGACAGGGUGGUGCUGGAGAGCCACCUGUCGGAGAAAGGGCGUGGUAUGGAGCUGUCGGAACUGGUGGUGUUCAACGGGAAGCUCUACAGCGUCGAUGACAGAACGGGUGUAGUCUAUCACAUUGAUGGUGGUAAAGCUGUGCCCUGGGUCAUCUUACCUGAUGGUGAUGGCAGUGCUGCAAAAGGCUUCAAAGCGGAGUGGCUCGCAGUGAAAGACGAGCACCUGUACAUUGGUGGUCUGGGGAAGGAGUGGACCACGACUGAAGGAGAGUUCGUCAACAACAACCCUGAGUGGGUAAAAGUCGUUGGCUACAGAGGAGAUAUAAGACACGAGAACUGGGUCCCCAGGUACAAAGCUCUGAAGGUGGCAGCAGACAUAAAGCCCCCAGGUUAUCUUAUCCAUGAGUCAGCAGCGUGGAGCGACACACUGCAGCGCUGGUUCUUCCUCCCUCGCCGCGCCAGCAUGGAGCGCUAUGAGGAGACGGCGGACGAGCGUCGCGGCACCAACCUCGCCGUGAGCUGCUCGGCGGAUUUCAAAGACAUCAUUGUGAGUCGAGUGGGGCCUCUCAUCCCCACUCAUGGCUUCUCCUCCUUCAAGUUUGUUCCCAACACAGACGACCAGAUCAUCCUGGCCCUCAAGUCGGAGGAGGACGCCGGGAAGGUCGCGACAUACAUAAUGGCCUUCACACUUGACGGACGCAUCCUUUUACCUGAAACCAAGAUUGGGGACGUGAAAUAUGAAGGCCUAGAGUUCAUAUAGACGGCACAGAGACUGAGGGACUCUCUCUUGAGGACACUGCACUGUUAUUCUGUUUUGUUUACAAUGAAAUCACUGUUUUUAUUAAGUUAAUGCGAGCUGCUUCCUCACCAAGUUCUUCAUAAAAACACGACUUCAGCUGAGCUUCAGGGGUGAAGCAGAAGAACUGUGAGCAGAGACUGUGAGACGUGCAGUCCUGCUUUGGGUUUUAAGUGCAUCAUCUCCUUCCCGUGAACAAACGUGGUUCCGCAGUACUGUAGCCUUUCGUAUGAUGAAUGUACAAAUGAUUGAUUUGUUACGUUGUGUGAUUUCUUUUUUUUUUUUUUUUUUCCUAAAA